Molecule: messenger RNA, 1127 nt
Organism: Tarenaya hassleriana
Lineage: Eukaryota; Viridiplantae; Streptophyta; Magnoliopsida; Brassicales; Cleomaceae
Exons: 4
Coding region: 139-669 (176 amino acids)
Source: RefSeq, a predicted model, not a curated record
AAAACCCAUUCGCAUCCGCUCAUUUCUCUUCUCUGUCUCCUUGUACGCGGCGGCUACGUUGUGGAUCUCUCUCUCUCUCUCUCCCCCGGGGAAAUUCUUCAGAUUAGGCGUUCUUCUGCAGAUCAAGGUGGUUCGAAGAUGAAUCAUUGCAACCUUCAGCAGAACGCCUUCGUUUCCCGCGACGAAAUGAGAGGGUUUGUUCCGAUCUGCGAUCCGAAGGACCUCGUCGUCUGCCCUAAGCCCCGACGUGUCGGUAUCCUCGCCAACAACGGCAUGCGGCCUCUUAGAUUACACGUGAGUCAAGCCGCUGAGGUGUGUGAUUCUAAAGCAGGGGCAGAGCUUUUGGACAUAAUCCUCAGAAAGGAGGAUUAUGGAACAGGGCAAUCGGUGUUGUCUGUAGGGUCAUCGCCCCCAUUUUUUUGCGGGUCGCCUCCAAGCCGGGCAGUGAAUCCACAAGUGCAAGAUGCUCGUUUUGGAGAUGAGAAACUGGACCCGAUCUCGCCCUCGCCCUUGUCGUCCGGUUUCCCGUCUCCAACAUCGGCAGCAUCUCGUGGCAAGGGAGGUUACGUUAGAAUGAAGUUUGGGCUGAAACCAGCCGCAGUUAGAGUAGAAGGAUUCGAUUGCCUGAACAGGGACCGCCAGAACUCGAGCAUCCCUGCCAUGGCUUAGAACAGAAUUCAAAGUGUACAUAAACCCGGUAUUCAAAAGACAUCACCAUCAUCAUCGUCAUCAUCAUUAUCCUAACGAAGGAGGAGAACCAUUUUUUGAGCAAAAUUUUUUUUUUGUUUUCCCUGGGAAAGGGAGGAGGAGAUGGAGAAGAAGAUCAGUUUCCACCACAGCCGCCAUUAUCACAGUUUGUAACUAUGAGGUUAGUGUGUGUGUGUGUAUAUACAAGUAGUAGUAGAGUUAAGAAAUUUAUGUUUUGAUUCUCUCCUUCUAAUCUAUGAAGCCAAUGUGUAAUGUGAGUGUUUUGUCUGUUUCCUUUUCUCUGGGAAUCACCAGUGAAGAAAUAAGAAAGUGUGGUUUCUAUGUCACUGUUGUAUAGAUUCUUCUUGGUGAUUUUCUUUGUAAAUGUUAUGUAAUUCUGUGUUUUAUAUGUAUGUAUAUAUAUAUAUUGUUCUUGAGAA